AUGGCAGCCGACACAGUCAUGCCGCUCGAGAAAGCGAGGCACAUCAAAUACUGGCAACGCUGCCACAAGACCUUCCUCCCGCACCAGUAUACGUCGUCCGACAGCACGCGCAUAGCUCUCAGCUUCUUCAUCCUCGCCGCCCUCGACAUACUCUCCCCCUCCGAGCCGACCAAGGAUGCCCCCCAUCUCCUCACACCCGCCGACCGAGCUGCCGCGCGCAAGUUCGUUCUGGGUCUCUACCACCCCGGCGGCGGCUUCUGCGGCUCUCCGAACCAUGCUCUGCCAAGCGACUUAUACGCCGGCUGGGACUUUGAAAAGGCAACGCCUAGAACGAGGAAUGCGAGCUCGGCGAAUCUGGCCUCGACAUACUUUGCAUUGUUGAUCUUGGCCAUUGUCGCGGACGGGCCAGAGGAAGCCAAGAGCGCCUUUGCGGGCGUGGAUCGCGUUGCGACGUUGCGGUGGUUGAGGCGGCUGCAGAGGACCGAUGGCAGCUUUGGCGAGCUCGUGCUGGACGACGGGGCCAUUGCUGGCGGGAGGGACAUGCGGCUAUGCUUUCUGGCCGCCACGAUACGGUGGGCUCUACGGGGCGAUGCCAAGGAGGGAGACGAGGACUGGGUGGAGGACAUUGACGUUGAUGGCCUCGUUCGGCACAUCCGCCAAGGACAGACCUAUGACGGUGGAGUCGCUGAGAGCUCCCAUGCAAACGAGUCUCAUGCUGAUAUGAGGUUUGAAGCUGGCUACGCAUGGUGCGCCGUCAGCGCGCUGGUCCUCCUCGAUCGACCCCCAGACCAGAGUGGAACUCCACACGACAGCCAGAUACUUCAGCAAGGCGUCCCUGAUGCGUCCCUGUUGGUCAAGUUCCUGGUGUACCGCCAGUUCGAAUACCUCGAGAAAGAAGACGACUCGGACGAUCCCGACCAUGCCAACUUUGCGCUGCCCGCGUCGUUGAGCGAGCUGACAUUGGAUCCAAACCUGCGCUUCGUUGGGUUCAAUGGAAGGUGUAACAAGGUCGCGGACACAUGCUAUUGCUGGUGGGUAGGAGGGACACUACAGAUGCUUGGUCACACCGAUCUCAUUGACGCCGAGCCGUCACGACGCUUCAUCACCAAAAAAACACAACAUCUCAUCGGUGGGUUCUCUAAGUAUCCUGGAGGCCCGCCAGACAUUUUCCACGGAUUCCUUGGACUAGCUGCACUCGCCAUCAUGGGAGACGCAGACCUAAAGCCAUUCGAUGCGUCCGUAUGCGCGACAGACGCGACUAUGCGUAAUAUCAUAUUUGCGAGAAACGGGCUCAUCGAGACUACCAAGGCCAUCAAGAAGACCUGA
Messenger RNA from Colletotrichum paranaense, 1326 nucleotides. RefSeq names its product prenyltransferase and squalene oxidase. Gene Ontology annotation, cellular component: CAAX-protein geranylgeranyltransferase complex. Gene Ontology annotation, molecular function: CAAX-protein geranylgeranyltransferase activity. Gene Ontology annotation, biological process: protein geranylgeranylation. NCBI's taxonomy places the organism in Eukaryota, Fungi, Ascomycota, Sordariomycetes, Glomerellales, Glomerellaceae. The record is from RefSeq and is a predicted model, not a curated record. The transcript has 3 exons. The coding region runs from base 1 to 1326 and encodes 441 amino acids.